UUGGGUGAGCCACAACCUGACCGCAUCACCAAGAUGGGACAGUUCUACGAUAAGUUGUAUGGGUACUCGGUUAUCACGCGAUAUCUUUUGAUGGUGUUGCCGCUUGCUAUCUUGCUUGCUAUUCCGAUUAUUAUCGGGGCUACUGUUGCGCAGGAUGCGAAGAUUGGUGGGGUGAGGAUUGUGUGGCUUUUCAUCUGGCUCGAGGUCGUGUGGGUUUCGCCGUUCGUUACCAAGCUCGUUGCUCAACUCCUUCCACGUCUGUUAUACAUCGUUAUCGGUGUCGUGUCUGUGUCUACGAGGAAGUAUGCGAUGAUCAUCGAUGCGUUGCAGGUUCCUCUCACGAUUCUGGGUUGGUUCUUCACGAGUUAUAUCACGUUCUUGCCGAUUAUGACGAGGAAUCCUGAUCAACGGGCUGCGAAUGAUACGACGACGAAGAAGUGGGAGAGUACUAUUGCGAGGAUCUUCGCUGCUCUUACGUUGGGUGCAUUGCUCUUCUUGGCUGAGAAGGUCAUGAUUCAGCUCAUUGCUGUCAACUUCACCAAGGUGUCAUACGAAGAUCGGAUCAGGGAAAACAAGUGGUCCUUGCACAUGCUUGCAAACUUGUACGAGUGCUCUCGCCGCUUGUACCCCACCUACACCAUGGAAGCAGAGGCCGAGGAGGCGAUGUUGGGUUAUGCUGACCGCUCCGGACGUUCGAGCCGUAUGAGUCUAUUCCAGGCCAACCCUAAAGGCGACGCGAAGAAGCUUCAGAAGAAUGUCAAGCGUGUGGUUGAUAAGACGACUUCUGCAUUCGGUAACGUUGCUAGCGAGAUCACCGGAAAACAAGUCUUCAAGCCCGACUCCCCGUACUCUGUCGUUGUAGAUGCUAUGGCAUCCUCGAAGAAGGCAUCUACGCUCGCUCGUCGUUUGUUUUGGAGUUUCAUUCCGGAUGGUGAGGAUAGAGAUGAACUCAUCCUCGAUGAUCUCGUCAGGAUCAUGGGACCCAAUAAGCGUGAGGACGCAGAGAAGGCGUUUGGGUUGUUCGAUAAAGACGGGAAUGGGGACUUGAGUAUGGAUGAGAUGAUUAUGGCCGUACAGGAAAUCCAGCGUGAACGUGAUGCGUUGUCGAGGUCAAUUAAGGAUGUCUCGUCUGCUGUCCGUAGAUUGGAUGAUUUACUCCUUGUCGUUGUGGGAUUCAUUGAUGUCUUCAUCAUGGUGGCGAUGUUGUCGACAAGUUUGUCGACCCUCAUCACGACGUAUGCUACUACCUUCCUCGGUAUGACUUGGGCUUUCUCUGGGACUUGGACGGAGUUGUUGAAUGCGAUUAUUUUCUUGUUUAACAAGCACCCAUUCGACGUCGGAGAUCGUGUGGUGAUCUUGGAUCAGAAGUAUAUCGUGGUUGAGAUGGCGCUCCUGUACACACGGUUCAGGAGAUCGGAUGGAAUGAUCGUGCAAUGUCCCAACUCCAUCCUCGGAACAUUGUGGGUCAACAACGUUCGUCGUUCUGGUGCGAUGUUCGAGUCUCUUACACUUUCGGUGUCGUUCGCUACCACAAUUGAGGAGAUCAAUGAGUUACAGUACGAGAUGAUCCAGUUCCUCAAGGCUAACAAGCGUGACUUCUACGAGGACUUGUCGAUCGAGAUCAAUGAUAUCCCCAAGCUCGGAUCCAUGGAUCUGACGCUUUCUAUUAAGCACAAAAGCAACUGGCAAAACGAUGCAUUGAGGGCGCAGAGGAGGAACAAGUUCAUGUGUGCGCUCGUAUUGGCUGUGAGGAAGGUUGGGUUGUACGCGCCUGGUGCUGCGGCUCCUGUCCCCGCUCUGGGUGAAUCUGAGAACCCGAUGUUCAUCAUC
This is a messenger RNA of Saitoella complicata NRRL Y-17804, 1830 nucleotides long. RefSeq lists its product as uncharacterized. The annotation marks the transcript as partial. The transcript has a single exon. Gene Ontology annotation, cellular component: membrane. Gene Ontology annotation, biological process: intracellular calcium ion homeostasis; calcium ion transmembrane transport. Gene Ontology annotation, molecular function: calcium ion binding; calcium channel activity. The record is from RefSeq and is a predicted model, not a curated record. NCBI's taxonomy places the organism in Eukaryota, Fungi, Ascomycota, Saitoellomycetes, Saitoellales, Saitoellaceae.